Messenger RNA from Caenorhabditis elegans, 1647 nucleotides. It is a transcript of the gene R74.8, whose product is annotated as RING-type domain-containing protein. Lineage: Eukaryota; Metazoa; Nematoda; Chromadorea; Rhabditida; Rhabditidae. The record is from RefSeq and is marked reviewed.
CGCGUCUUCCAUCGAUAUCGUCAGUAAAAUGGAAGCCGGGCUUGAUCAAUCGGAGAUAGAUGAACGAUGUGAGUGCCUUAAGGAAGUGGCAACAUCACCGGCGGGGAGAGUACUGGCAACGGAUAAGCAGCUCGACAAUCUGGAACAGUUUAUCAGUCUUGUUCCGGGCUACAUCGAGAAGGUACGAUCUCAUCGGGUUGCUGUGAAAGCUGAAGAAAAGCGGAAGGCAGAAGAGAAGCGGAGACAAGAAGAAAAAGAAGAAGAAGCACGGAAAGCCAGAGAGAAGCAGAUAGAGGAAGAAAGGAAAGCAAAGGAAGAGCAGAGAGCAAAUGAGGAACGAGCAAAAGAAGAAAGAGAUCGAAGGGCCUUAGAAGUGAUCGUCCCGCCGCGGCAGAAUUCUGCCAACAGCAAUAUUAAUGCAUCUGUUGCUUUCAUCACUAAUCGCCUCGAAAUGGGAAGUUUUUCUGAAAAUAACGAGACCGUGGACAGAACAAUCGAUACUACAGCCACUACGGUUCUGUCGGCUAGCUCGAACGCGGCACAGGUUGACUUCGUGUCCUUCAUCAAGAAUAGUGGUGAAUAUUUGAUGGUCCGGAAGAAGAAGUUUCCAGUUGACGAGCUUGUCAAUAACGAAAAGUUGGGAUAUCCGCUUGGAGUUACGUAUGAUGAGAAGUCAAAAUAUUGGAUUAUAUGCGAUCGGAAUUUGAAUAAGGUGCUGUUGAUGAAUGUAGCUGAGAGUGAUGUUCGAGUUUUUGAAGGACCACAUUUGAGAAACCCAACCGCGGUGGCGGUGUUCGAGAAAGGAAAAAGCGUUGUUAUCUUAUGCGCCCCCGGUAACAAUCAACAUGUGAUAUACAUUUACGAUUUCGUUGAUGAAAUCAUGCACCAGUUUGCAUCGCACAGCGAUCCUCUGUACAAUAUGAAAAGUCAGCUGAGAGGAUUGGCCAUUUCACUUGGAGGAAAUGUUUUAUCUUUGGAAUGCUCGCAUGCUGCCGCCCCAAAACGGUUGCGUAUCUUCAAAAGAGACGUUGGAGGAAAAGGAUUCGAUAUUAUGGGAGCAAAAACACCUAGUUUCAUAGCUUCCCAUAAUUCGAAAGUUGCGAUUUCGGACCUUGGAAACAACACGGUUCUCAUCGGCAAUCUCAUCGAUACCGAUUGGAACAAGAUGUCGUUCUCUGUUCUUCGAAUCAUCGAGACGACGCAAGAUCUGACACUGGACCAGCUCGCAAAUAACAAUGGAUUCAAAUUUGUGUCAGGAAUGCAAUUCGAUACUUAUGGUCACCUUCUCAUCGGUGACGCGAAGGGGCACACCAUAAAGCUCUACGACACCGACUAUAAAUUCCUCCAUCGGAUUUCGAGUGACUUCCCACUCCCAUAUAUGUCAUCAUUCCAUAUUUCCAGUUCCGGUGAGGGAAUAAUUCUCGACGUGCACGCGCAGCAGAAGCUCCAUUGGGUCAAGAUGGAGUCGAUCGAGAACAUCACACCGUGGAAGGCUCCUCCAUAUCAGCCGAAGCAGAGCCGAGAGAACUACCAAAAUCGCCGAUUUUAAAUCAUGUGCAAUACAGAAAAUGUCAUUAAUUUUUACUUCCAAGAGUUGUAUUUUUAUAUAUUCUACUGUUCCCCCCUCUCACCCAGUUACGUGUUCCA